Molecule: messenger RNA, 2004 nt
Organism: Sclerotinia sclerotiorum 1980 UF-70
Lineage: Eukaryota; Fungi; Ascomycota; Leotiomycetes; Helotiales; Sclerotiniaceae
Exons: 4
Coding region: 1-2004 (667 amino acids)
Biological process (GO): mitochondrial fission; peroxisome fission
Cellular component (GO): mitochondrion; preribosome, large subunit precursor
Molecular function (GO): protein binding
Source: RefSeq, a predicted model, not a curated record
AUGGCUGGCUCCAGUAGCCGCAAUGCCUCUUCAUUCGGGGCAGAAGAGGAUGAAGAUGGGGCUCUAAUAUCUACCCGAGGGCUAGAAGCUUUUGGUAGGAAAGUUACAACUACAGCUGGUCAUUUAAUAGGGCCCAUCGAUCCCACCUCUAGCACCCACUAUCAGAAUGCCAUGAGCGAUCUACAUAAACAACUUCGCAGACCCAAUCUUCAACGGAGCGUCUUCUCGUUUGCGAAAACUACACCUACCGAUUUGGUGCGCUCAAAGUUGUCGACAUCGGAGAUUCAGUAUAGGGCGCUGACGUUCUUGCCGGAUGAGUUGUUGAGGAAUAUACCCGAGAAUGAAAAUAGUUAUUCCUUAUUUCAAGGAUUUCAAGCAAGCUUGCCCGAGGCAGGGGAGGAGAAGGGGAAGAAGCAUAGAAGGAGGAUCUCGAGGGGAAGAAAACUCAUCGAUAAUGCUAGUGAGGGGGGUUCGGAGGGGGAUGGACCACCUAGUGUGGCGAAGUUGAAAAAAGAAAAGGAGGCUCUCAAUCAUCGAUUGGAGAUGAUGGGUAUUAGGAAGAACAUGGCAAGUAGUGAGAUUCAUGGAAUCGAUAAUAAAAUCGCAAAUCUAAAUUCUAUGAGGAGAAUAGUCUUGGAUAGGUUGGCGGGGUUGGAACAGGAAGAGUCAAUGUUGGAACAUGAGAAUGUGGAAAAUCGAUUAGAGGAGGCUCAAGAACAAAUCGAAGAUGCGGAAGCAUUAGGGAAAUCCAUUGUUGGGGCUGAGGAAGGAGAUGAUGUCGAGAAUUCAGGAAUGGAAUCUUCAUUCAUGUCGGAAUCGAUUUACGAGAAACUUCCCUCGAGCGCAAGUACAUCUUCCUCGAAAGGAUCAAGAAGACACAAAACAAUUCGAAGGAAAUCUAUGCCAAUUUUACAUGAACAUUUCGAACCUGGGUCUUCAAUUCGAGAAAUUCAAGCACAUGAUGAUAUGGUUACAGCUCUCGAUUUUGAUGUACCAUUUGGUACAAUGGUUUCCUCGGCUUUAGAUGAUACUGUUCGAGUAUGGGAUAUGAAUGCGGGUAGAUGUAUGGGACUUCUUGAAGGACAUACUGCAUCUGUACGAACUCUUCAAGUUGAAGAUAAUAUCGUCGCCACUGGAUCUAUGGAUGCUACAAUUCGAUUAUGGGAUUUAAGCAAAGCUCGUUAUGAUCCUCAAGAUAAAAUAAAGGAAGAACAAGAAGAGGGGGAGGAAGAUCAGCUUGCUUUUGGUGAAGCUUUGGAACGUGAACAACAAACACAUAUUCCGCAAGGAACAAUGCAGGAUUGUCCACUAUUCACACUGGAAGCUCAUGUUGAUGAAGUAACAGCUCUUCAUUUCCGUGGCGAUACCCUUAUAUCUGGUUCGGCUGAUAAGACAUUAAGGCAAUGGGAUUUAGAAAAGGGAAGAUGUGUACAAACAUUGGAUGUUAUGUGGGCAGCAGCACAAGCUUCAGCAACAAUGGGUUCUACUGAGGGUACAUGGCGACAAACUGGACGUUUACCAGAUGCAACAGCUGAUUUUGUUGGUGCAGUACAAGUUUUUGAUGCGGCUCUUGCUUGUGGUACUGCUGAUGGAAUGGUUCGCUUAUGGGAUUUGAGAAGUGGUCAGGUGCAUAGGAGUUUAGUAGGACAUACAGGUCCAGUUACUUGUUUGCAAUUUGAUGAUGUGCAUUUGGUCACUGGAAGUUUGGAUAGGAGUAUUAGAAUCUGGGAUCUCCGAACAGGGGCAAUCUAUGAUGCAUAUGCAUAUGAUGCACCUAUUACAAGUAUGAUGUUUGAUACUAGACGUAUUGUAGCAGCUGCCGGGGAGGAUAUGGUUAAGGUGUACGAUAAAACGGAUGGAAGACAUUGGGAUUGUGGUAUUGGGGCUCAAAGGGAGGCAAGUGAAGAGAUGGUUGAGAGGAAUAUUAUAGAAAAGUGUAGGGUUAAAGACGGAUAUAUGGUGGAGGGAAGAAGGAGUGGUAUGGUAGGGAUUUGGAGUUGUUAG